UAAGAUUGAAUAAGACUGAAUGAGGUUAUAUGUAUUGUCGGUCUUUGGAAUAAUACAAUAUUAGAAGAUGAAAUUAACAACCUACUAAAAAUCUUGAAGAAUUUUUCAAAUAAGGAUGGUAAUAAAGAUGAUCCUUGUUAUCAAGAAGGUUUUAUUGAAGUUAUUUCAAGGUUUUGAUAAAGAAAAAAGAUCUGGAGUUCUAUAAUACUCGUUUUAUGUUGUUCUGUAGUUUCUGCUUGUAAUUGGAAAUGACGCCUCGACCCUUGUUGCUUGUUUUUCUUCUGCUCAUGCUUGUAAUCACAUCUCAGUUUGAAUGGAAACAACAACUCGUGGUUGAUGUUGAUUCAAGUUCCAGCAUUUCACAAAAGCAGCAACGGAUUUCGAAGGCGAUUGAAACAGUAAAAGAGAAGAUUAUUUUAGUGCAAGAGAAAAAUAUUCGAAGAUUGAACGAGGCUGUGAGGAAUCUCCAGGAACAACUGCAGCAAUGUAGAAGCAGUAAUGGUACAUCAAAUGGCACUGUAAGCCAAGUUGUAAAGCCUUUGUCCUAAUUUCUUUGAAAAGAAAUGUUAUAAAAAUCCGCUUCCCCCUGUAUACUAGGAAAUGUUAUUUUCCAAUUAAAUACAAAUCCAACAUCAAUAUAAUGGAAAUGUGAGGUGUUUGAAUGUUCAGUUAUAACCUACCAAUAACAACAGGAGCUGGCUAUUGCAUCUCUUUUCUAUUUUAAUUUUUGCUGUUAGGGUACCUGUGUCACAUUAAUUUAUAAAAUUGUGCACAUUUUAGCUUA
Molecule: messenger RNA, 784 nt
Organism: Cicer arietinum (chickpea)
Lineage: Eukaryota; Viridiplantae; Streptophyta; Magnoliopsida; Fabales; Fabaceae
Source: RefSeq, a predicted model, not a curated record